Molecule: messenger RNA, 2576 nt
Organism: Sphaeroforma arctica JP610
Lineage: Eukaryota; Ichthyosporea; Ichthyophonida
Exons: 1
Coding region: 247-1785 (512 amino acids)
Molecular function (GO): acetylgalactosaminyltransferase activity
Source: RefSeq, a predicted model, not a curated record
CUGUAUGAAUCAUACUUCAGUCAUUAAUAAGCGUUUUACUGUAUAUAGGCGUGUGCAUAGGUAUCGCGCGUGUUCAAAUACUCGACAGAGUACCUUGUCGAUUCACAUAAUAUCAGGUGCUCACUGUUCAGCAGGUGAUCAAAUUUAGUAGCAGAGGGCUGCUGCUGAAGAAAUCUGACUCUUCUGAACCAGUGAAAGGGGAGCUUUUGUUUCUGUACAUAUAUAGCCAGGCUGUCAUAACUCGCCAUGUCGAGGGUCACGAACAGAUUGUGGAUACCACGGAUUAUCAUAAUUUCCACCUUACUUCUCAUACUAGUGAUAGUUAAGAUCAAUAAACCGAAAAUUCAGAGUUAUAUGGAGCAGCACGAACGUAAUAAUAGCACAAACGACAAACACCAUGAGAAUGAGGGUGAAUCUGCAUCUGUCAAGCAACCUGUAGACAACAGACAGGAUACGCAGGGUGCAUUUGGUGCUUUUGUAGAUGUCGUUGGUAGUGGUUAUAUGGCGUGGGUAGUGGAGGUAAUGCAUGAUCCAAAUUAUAAACCUCAGGUGUCCCAAGCUAAUCUAGAUUCACAGGUUGACCACGUGAUUGCGAAGAAAAUCACAGUUGCGAACGCGGAUAAGAUUUCGUCGACAGACACCCAAACAGGUUCGGAUGAGAACUCUGGCAGCACGGCGGAGGAUAUAGGCUCAGCAGAUAGUACUGAGAAAUCAGAAUUGGUACGAGAAGGUAUAACGGUUGGUGACAGCACUAGCACGCAAGACGAACUUACACAGAUAGCGGUGACAACGAGCGAUUCAAAUGUGUGCAACUUUGACAAGUGCGAGCUCCACACGUAUGUGUACAUGGUUGUGCCAUACAGAAACCGAGGGAUGAAUCUCAAGCGUCUGGCACAUACGCUCGCAAUCGAUGCAGCACAAUCGACGCUAACAAACAUACACUGUGUGUGCAUGGCUGUUGCUGAUUACGACGAUGUGGUGGUGGGCAUGACCGCAGCAGAGGCACUGUUAGAGUGGCGAGAAAAAGGUGGAAGUCACCAUAUACAGUCCCUUCCUGGCACAUUCUCGCGUGCUGGGGCCAUGCAAGGUAUUCUGCGAGACGACGCAAAGCUACUGACCACCAGCGAAGACGAGAGUUUGUUGUUUGUCGUGGACACAGAUAUGGCUCUUUUCCCCGGAUUCCUCGACGAUCUGGUGCAGAGCACUAAGCUACAUCUGGGGUAUGUGCCUGUGUGCUAUAGUGUCAACAACGCGAGCGACUGGAAAGAUGGCCUGUGGCGGUCUGGGGGUGCAGGUAUGUUUGCUGCGUAUGCUGCUGACAUACGGAGGGUGCUAGGCAACAAGUUCCCCGGGGCUGAGAAGAAGACCUACGGCGACGAGGACUGGAUGAUCCAGCAUGCACUCAGACAUUACAAACACGCGCAUCUUAACACUACAAGACAUUGUAACCCGUAUCUGUGGCAUUUGCCCCACCCUCAUGUGAUUGAUUGGACGGCUACUGCCGAUGGAAUGUCUGAGCCUGACGGACCACCUAAAGUGGACAAAUUCGGAGUGGGUCCUUAUGUAGAUGAGAAUAUAAGCAAAUUGGUAGACACCAUAUACAGGGAAGAGAGCUACAAGCAUCUCAGCCUGAGCGCUCGGUGCAAAACCCUACAGAGAAAAGGCAUUCAUUGGUCCGGAAAAUUCGUCAGGCCCGUUGCCGGCCGAAGGAGAGAUGUAGCGGACACGUCUUUGUGGUCGGUCAUUCACGAGGUGGUACUGGGCAGUGGGGACGGUCGGCAGUAGUCGAUGUUCUGUGGUGAAAUGACUGUGAGUGACUUCUUUGCAUAGAAUGUAGAGGUCACUUGAGGAAGUGGGUUUGACCAGCCACUCGCUGACCGCUCUACAAAACUGGCGAUGGACAUAGUGGGCCCGUGAGUACAGGGGUGGUAGUACGUAGUCUAUUCCAAGUACUACUCGGUAGCACCAACUGAUACAACUACAAACAAAAAGACAAUCUCCGUGCACACUCACGCAGGGAUGGACGAAUCGAUACCACUAAUAGUGCUAUCCCAGAUAUAUAGUAAAAACGAGAUUGUUUCAUACUGAGGCAGUUGCUUCCCGACUGAGAGGGGGGCGUGGAAGUAUAGCGUACCCCGGGCACUGGCACACACCCAGAUGACACUCGUUAGCACGAUCGUAGCGCACAGGACAUCCAUAUGUAGUACAUGCACAGUAGGACGUGUGUGCGUCGCGUGAGCACGCCAGAUGUAGCGAGACAAGACACACAUGUAUGCGUGCGUGGCGUUGCCUGGUUACGCAUGCACGACCGUUCUGCGUGCAUACGCUCGAGUGUCGCAGACUUAUGUCGACGUACAAUCUGGUGUGCGUUAGCUGCAUCUUUUUAAGAACUCUGAAGCGCUGUCUGUCUACGCCAUACUUAGCCAUGUAAGCAAGGCUAUAGCAGUAUCAUGCUAUCAUAUGGACAUUUAAAGAACACACUCGACAACGAUAGACUCAAGGGAUUCUACGCAGACUAUUGCGAGCCGACAAAUCCGCAGAGGGCAGGUAGACUGGCAGAUCUAUUAAAACGCAAC